AUGUACUGUAAUUUUGAUAGUAGUUUCUUUCUUUCUUUCUUUCUUUCUUUCUUUGUGUGUUUCUUUCUUUCUUUCUUUCUUUCUUUGUGUGUUUCUUUCUUUCUUUCUUUCUUUCUUUGUGUGUUUCUUUCUUUCUUUGUGUGUUUCUUCUGGAUUUUGUCUCGCCCACUCUUUCUUCUCCUGAUAUAUCUCUCACUAUCACCAUCUGUUAUUUUCUCUCUUGGUCCCUUUCUUUUUUUUUUUCUAUAUUCUUCUUCACCUGAUUCCACCCACAAAUCUGUCUCAUUAUUUUCUCUCCCAAUGCUUCUCUCUACUCUCUUUCUCUCUCUAUUCGUUUCUCUUCUGAUCCCCCUCUUUAGCCUUUCUUUGUCUAUUCUUUUUUUUCUUAUCACCUCUGCGUUCAAGUGUUUAUUCCAUUAUUCUUUUAUUUCGAUUAUCUCUGAUUUGUUUUUUUUCUUUCUUGAUCCUCUUCUCUACUCUCUCUUUUCCCUUUCUCCGCUGACGACCUCCCUCUCUACUUUAUUUCUCUCUCUCUCUCUCUCUCUCUCUCUCUCUCUGUCUCUUUAUUUUUACGCACAUCCUCAUUUCAUUUCUAUUUUUUCUAUUUUUCUUUUCUUCCAUAACUUACCAUUUCUCUCUCUCUCUCUCUCUCUCUCUCCUUCUCUAUUGCACGCCAAUAUUUUUUCUGUGAUCAUAGCCGUUGAACUAUAUCACUUCAUAUCUAUCUAUCUAUCUAUCUAUCUAUCUAUCUAUCUAUCUAUCUAUCUAUCUAUCUAUCUAUCUAUCUAUCUAUCUAUCUAUCUAUCUAUCUAA
This is a messenger RNA of Acanthosepion pharaonis, 813 nucleotides long. The record is from the annotation of a GenBank genome assembly. NCBI's taxonomy places the organism in Eukaryota, Metazoa, Mollusca, Cephalopoda, Sepiida, Sepiidae.